Messenger RNA from Solanum verrucosum, 852 nucleotides. RefSeq lists its product as uncharacterized. The record is from RefSeq and is a predicted model, not a curated record. Lineage: Eukaryota; Viridiplantae; Streptophyta; Magnoliopsida; Solanales; Solanaceae. The transcript has 2 exons. Bases 1 to 852 code for a protein of 283 amino acids.
AUGACUGAAUUCUUCCACCACAUGGCUGAAGCGAUGCAUGAUCCCAACGUGAUUAACUUUGAGAAAAUGAGGAAAAUGGGUGGAGUGGAGUUUGAAGGCACCGUUGAUCCCACAGAUGCUAAACAAUGGCUGGAGCGCAUGGAGAGGGUAUUUGAGCAGUUAAAGUGUUCAGAUGUUGCUAAAUUUAAAUAUGUUAUUUCAUUAUUACAAAGGGAUGCUUACGAUUGGUGGGUAAGUGUUCCAAAUGCCAAGGUAAAACCUCAUGUUCUUACUUGGGAUGAUUUUCUUAGGGAAUUUCGUAUGAAGUAUGUCCCACCUGCUUAUUGUGAUACAAAGAGAAAUGAGUUUUUGAAUUUAAGGCAACAAGGUAUGUCUAUUGCUGAGUACCAACAUGAGUUUCUAAGACUCUCUCGUUAUGCUGGAGGUAUUAUUAAAGAAGAAAAAGACAAGUACAGGAAAUUUGAAGAUGGUUUAAAUGAUUCCAUUAGAAAGAAUGUGGCGAUCCUGCAACAUGAGAACUUUUCUAGCACUACUCCAACUUAUGGCCAAGGUAAGCCUCGUGUUCCCACUUGUCCGCAAUAUGGAAAGAAUCAUUAUGGUACUUGCAGGAGAGCUUCUGGUGCAUGUUUCAAUUAUGGGAGCUUUGAUCAUAAAGUGAAGGAAUGUCCUAAUCUUAAUAAUGCUCUUUCCUUGAGAACUGAAGGCUCAGUUCAUAAGUCUUCUAUUAAUCCUCCUCAAACUAAUAGAGGUGCAAGACCUAAAAACACCCAAGCAGCAGGUACAAGUGGAGCUAAUCAAGCUAGUGGACAAAAGGACUGCUGCACGCGCUUAUGCUAUGAGGCAGAGGGAUGA